UCAGAUACGUUUUAUUCAGCUGUCUAGUUUAACUUCUAGCUGGGACUCUCUCUCUCUUCUCUAGAGAGAGAGAAUUCUCUCUUCUUGUCCCUCUUACCAGAAUCUAAUUUUUCAGAGGGAAGAUGAGAGAUUUGUUCUGGUUUUGAUGUAAGAUAAUUUCAAUCGAAAGAUUGAAUCUUUUACUUCGCUUUGGCGAUUUCUUUUUUCCUGUUGAGGAAUAAGCUUCGCUUUAUGCGAUCUUUUGUUGUGUAUCUUCAAAAUCGGGUUGGGUUGUUCUUCAUGUUUCUUCAAGUUUUAUCCUAUCCUAACCUGUUUUUGAAAUCAAAUAAAGUUAAUCUCUCCUCUUUCACAACAAAUUUCGAAUCCCGUAUGUUUUUGUGUUGGAAUCUUUUUCUCCAUAGAUCUCACUUACUCCUUUCUAAUUAGAGUCAAUCUCUACUUUUUUAUGUGAAGCCAAUGAUAGGCUUUUAGUAGAGUUUCUUUGAGGAAGGGAUGAUGUGGUGUUGGAUUUGCUCUCGGUGGAAUUAUAUAGAGAUUUAGAUAAGUCGGUAUCUCUUUGAUGGUCCGACAAAAAUCUCCCAUAGAUCCUCCGAGCUCUCCCCAAGUUUAUCAUCUAUUGGAGGCUGAGUUUUCAACCAUAAACAACGGUUUAAGUGGAAGAUGGAGUUCUAUUGGUACCAGAUCUUAAGUCUUGAAGAAACGACAUGAUAGGGGAACGAUUCAGGAGCAACACCGGUGGAGGAAGCUUGCAGCGGGCGGGUUCACCGCUUCCAGUGCGAAGGUCAUGCGUUUGGACGUGUGUCUUCUCGGAGCUCUUCUUGCGGACACGUGGAGGACACGAAGCUCUCACCGUUUUCUCUAUUAGGUUAUAAUGUCUUAGAGCAACCGCAACGGCGGUUUAUACUCAGUCCCUAGGUGUUAAUCCUUAACUAUUAACAAUAUAAUAACAUUAUUUAUCUUAGAUAAGCUAAGGAUGAGUCCUAAGCUAAGGAUUAAAAUUGGUUAGUCCUUGUUGACGUGGCAGGGGAAUUGGUUCCGUCUCUUCACGGGUUUCGCGACGCUAUCGAAGGGUAGGUGCUAAGUGCUUUCUCCUGUUACCCUUUGGUCAACAAUGACGGACCAAAGCUCUGUUGAUGGGAUCCUAGAGUUUCUCAAGAAGAAUCGCUUCUCUAAAGCAGAGGAAGCUCUGCGUAAUGAGCUCAACAACAACAACAACCCUUCUGACUUGAAUAGGUUUCUUGAGAAUCUUAGCCUUGAGGACAAAGAUUCAAGCAAAGGUUCAAAACCAAAGGCUAGUUCUCAAGAUAGUCAAGUCUCCAACGAGCUGAUUGUGAAAGAGAUUGACUGUGGGAUUGGCAAUAAUGGGUCUGUAAUCAAAUGUGGAAUUGGUGAGAAACCUAGCAAGAAGGUUAUAUCAAGGGAGAUGAGCUUCACAUUCUCUGAAAACUCAGGUGAUGCUGCUGAUGCGCGUUCCUGUAAACUUACUACUUCAGGUAAGGGUAUCUUAGACCCUUAUCGAAGCAUUGAUGAUGUUAGUGGUAGCAGUGUGGUGGAUCCAUAUUCAUUGGAACAGUCGAGGCAUAUUGAUAAGAAGAUAGUGGAAACUGGUGAAGAUAUUGUUUUCUUUGGCAACAAGACUACUUCAUGGUCUGGAAACGCUACUAGUAAAGGGAACUCUGGAUCCACAGUAAAUGAGAUUGAUAGGCCGAUUGAAAAAAGCUAUAGCACUCGCUUAAGAACUGAAGAUGUGGCAGAUACAACCUCAGAGAACUUGAAAGAGAGUUCUGUGAAGACUUCGAGAGGCGAUGAUGCCUCAACUAGUUACAGUAAGGUCACCAGCUCGGACAAAAGAGACGGAAAGAAAAAGGCAGCAGCAGACAUUAAUGAUGUGAGGGCGGCGAUCAAGGAGCAGGAGAGUGAGGUGGCAAGAGCUUUGUUCUUUGGUAAAACUCAAUCUACCUUUGAUGACAAGAAUGUAAGCAGCUUGGGCUUUCCGCUUGUCUAUGAUGCAAGGAAGGAAGAGUUUCCUAGGCUGCCUCCUGUUAAGCUUAAGUCUGAAGACAACCCUCUGAGUCUUUACUGUGAAGAGAAGUUUGAGCGUGAUGGUUCAGGCUCAAGGCCGAUCAGUGAUGGAGAGUCUCUUCUCAUUGGCUCGUACCUUGAUGUUCCCAUUGGACAAGAAAUCAGCUCAUCAGGUGGAAAAAAAUCUGCUGGAGGAAACUGGCUUUCAGUAAGUCAGGGAAUAGCAGAGGAUGUAGAUGCAUCAGAUCUUGUUUCUGGCUUUGCCACCAUAGGUGAUGGCAUGAGUGAAUCCGUUGAUUACCGUAAUGAAUACUGGGACUCUGACGAGUAUGAGGAUGAUGACGACAUUGGUUACGUCAGACAACCUAUUGAGGAUGAAACAUGGUUCCUUUCCCAUGAAAUUGAUUAUCCAAGUGAUCAUGAGAAAGCAACCACCCGCGGAAGUCCUGAUCAUGCAACCAAAGACGAGGAUGAUGAUCAGUCUUACGCAGAGGAAGCUUCUUCUUAUAUAUCUGGCGAACAGUAUCCUCUAGCCAAAGUUGUUGAGCCUGAAAGUGACCGGAGACUUACUGUUUCAGAGAUCUAUCCAGCUAGCAAGAAGGAUGAGAUGAUAUCGCAGUAUAUUGGGGAGCUGGUGGAUGAGGAAGUGCUCGAUUCGAUAAGUGAUGAGCCUGUUUGGCAAGGGUUUGAAGCUAAGAAAGGCGUGAAUGUUGUUCAUGAUGAUCAGCAUGAUUCAGUCAGGUCCAUUGGUGUGGGUAUUAAUAGCGACGCAGCUGAUUUCGGCAGCGAAGUGCGUGAGAGUUUGGCUGGAGGGAGCAGCGAGGGAGAUUUUGAGUACCCUCGUGAUCAUCAUGAUGCUGUAUCAUCAUCAUCAUCCAGGUUUAAACGUAUUGAUGGAACAAACAAGAAUAAACAGAAAGCAAGUGAAGAAGAAGACUCAGGGGGAAGUUUCCAUGUGAAGAAGACUCAAACCGAUGGAGGUUUUGAGUUUGGCAAUCAGAAAACGGUGAUUAGAGAUACUUCAACAGCUACUGAUGAUAUGGUUGCUACUUGGAGACGGAAAAGCAGUGAUACGUCAAGUUCUUCGGUGAAAGAAGAUAAUGCAAAAUCUAGAAACUCGUCAUCUCCCUCGUCUCUGUCAAAUUAUGCUUGCGGAGAAAGGAAGCAUGCGGAUAAAGAAGAUGAUGGUAGUGAGAGUGAAGAUGAUAAUGCGACAGCACUUGAUGACGAAGAGGCGGUGGCUGUCCAAGAGCAAAUUAGACAAAUUAAGGCACAAGAGGAGGAGUUUGAAACCUUUAACCUCAAGAUUGUGCAUAGGAAAAACAGAACUGGUUUUGAAGAGGAAAAGAACUUCCACGUGGUUCUAAACUCGGUGAUUGCUGGGCGUUACCAUGUCACCGAGUACCUUGGAUCAGCAGCCUUCAGUAAAGCCAUACAAGCGCAUGACUUACAGACAGGAAUGGACGUCUGUAUAAAAAUCAUAAAGAACAACAAAGACUUCUUUGACCAGAGUCUUGACGAGAUAAAGCUUUUGAAGUAUGUUAACAAGCAUGAUCCUGCUGACAAAUAUCAUCUUCUCCGGUUGUACGAUUACUUUUAUUACCGGGAGCAUUUGCUAAUUGUAUGUGAACUUCUUAAGGCUAACCUAUACGAGUUCCACAAAUUUAACAGAGAAUCAGGUGGUGAAGUCUAUUUCACAAUGCCAAGAUUACAGUCAAUCACGAUCCAAUGCCUUGAAGCACUUCAGUUUCUACAUGGACUAGGACUUAUACACUGCGAUUUGAAGCCUGAGAACAUAUUGGUGAAAAGCUACAGCAGAUGUGAAAUAAAAGUCAUUGACCUUGGAAGCAGCUGUUUCGAGACGGAUCACCUAUGCUCCUAUGUCCAGUCGAGGUCGUAUAGAGCACCAGAAGUCAUUUUGGGACUUCCUUAUGAUAAGAAGAUAGACGUGUGGUCUCUUGGGUGCAUUUUGGCUGAACUAUGUACGGGGAACGUUCUUUUCCAGAAUGAUUCUCCAGCAAGUUUGCUUGCAAGGGUUAUGGGAAUCAUAGGAUCUAUCGAUCAUGAAAUGCUUAGGAAAGGACGUGAUUCCCACAAAUACUUUACAAAAAACAGAAUGCUAUACGAGCGGAACCAGGAAAGCAGCAGAUUAGAGUACUUGAUACCUAAAAGAACAUCACUGAGACAUAGGCUACCAAUGGGAGACCAAGGAUUCACAGACUUUGUGGCUCAUCUUCUUGAGAUAAACCCAAAGAAGCGACCUUCUGCGUCAGAGGCUCUCAAGCACCCUUGGCUUUCAUAUCCAUACGAGCCAAUCUCUACUUAAAACAAUAAGUGACUUACUACUUUGGCUAUCAAUAAGAAAAAAAGAGAGUAGCCAAAACCGCAGAUUAGUGGAAAGCUCAUCAUCAGUGUAAGAAGUUAUAUGCGAGUGCAAAGGUGAGAUGAAAAGAAUUUUUUUGGGUGAUAAAAUUUGAUUAGAUCAUGUAACAUUGGCUUGUGAUUAUUAUUUACUCUUAGAAACAGAUUGUAGUAAAACUGUUUUUUUUUUGUAUCAACUGCUGAUCAUUAGUCCUUUUGAUUAUGAUAUUUAUUAAUGUUUA
Molecule: messenger RNA, 4625 nt
Organism: Brassica napus (rape)
Lineage: Eukaryota; Viridiplantae; Streptophyta; Magnoliopsida; Brassicales; Brassicaceae
Exons: 8
Coding region: 1112-4348 (1078 amino acids)
Biological process (GO): peptidyl-threonine phosphorylation; peptidyl-serine phosphorylation
Cellular component (GO): cytoplasm
Molecular function (GO): protein serine/threonine kinase activity; ATP binding; protein tyrosine kinase activity
Source: RefSeq, a predicted model, not a curated record